Molecule: messenger RNA, 2072 nt
Organism: Anopheles coustani
Lineage: Eukaryota; Metazoa; Arthropoda; Insecta; Diptera; Culicidae
Gene: Rheb
Product: GTP-binding protein Rheb homolog
Exons: 6
Coding region: 393-941 (182 amino acids)
Biological process (GO): small GTPase-mediated signal transduction
Cellular component (GO): plasma membrane
Molecular function (GO): GDP binding; GTPase activity; GTP binding
Source: RefSeq, a predicted model, not a curated record
CAAAUUACGGAUUCCUAUUGCUCUAUCCAGUAUAUCCCAUCGUUUUAUCGGUGUAGUCUUUCGCCAUAUCGGUAAAUCUGUGAAAUAGUUCUUCCGUUACCUGAUAAGGUGCCCGCAGUUUCGCAGAUCGUCCAAGGACUCGCGGACGCAAAACGCGUUGACCGAGUGAUUGGGGUGGCGCUUGCUGUGUUUGGGGAUUGCGUUCGUUUUGUAUCUGAUUAUCAUCGGUGUGAAUGCCUUCCUGUUGCAGCAGCGAAUAAAGUGAAAAAGUGAGCUGUGGUGGACCCUGCCAAGAUCACACUCAAUCGAUCUUUGGAUACAACGUGUGGGUGUUGGAGCUAAAAUCUACGCAAAACAAAUUAGAAACUAUCGACCAUUGCACAAACUCAAAAAUGACGUACAAGCAGCGAAAUGUGGCGAUGAUGGGGUAUCGUUCGGUUGGAAAAUCUUCGCUAAGCAUACAGUUUGUCGAGGGCCAAUUUGUUGAUUCAUAUGAUCCAACCAUCGAAAACACAUUCACUAAAAAGACCCGUAUUCACUCGAUGGACUACGAGAUCCGAUUAGUGGACACGGCCGGGCAAGAUGAGUACAGCAUUUUUCCCGCCCAGUAUAGCAUGGAUUUCCAUGGAUAUGUCCUAGUUUACUCCAUCACCAGCCAGCGCUCGUUCGAGGUGAUAAAGAUCCUCUAUGAGAAACUGCUUGACAUGAUGGGAAAAGCAUAUGUACCGGUCGUUCUAGUUGGCAAUAAAACGGAUCUGCACCAGGAACGUGCCGUACCGACGGAGGAAGGCAAAAAACUAGCCGAUUCAUGGAAAGCACAUUUUCUGGAAACAUCAGCCAAGCAGAAUGAAUCCGUGGCGGAUAUUUUCUCACUACUUCUCUCACAGAUCGAAAAAGACAAUGGAAACACGAGCGAAAAGAAUAGCUGCACAAUUUCGUGAACGGUGAAAUUCAUGCUGUCGACCAGCACCAACUGGUAAUGCUGGUCUAGUGCCGCCACAACGAUCGUGGCCUAGGGAUUAUCAAAGGAUUGACCCAGUUUAUGAUUCAUAGCAUGAGAGAGAUAGAGAGAAAGAUAGAAACAAAAACUAACCGCUGUAAGUAAGUUGGGAGGAGUAGUAGUGAAUUUUGCCCUCUUCCUACAAUCGGUGUAAACCGGUCGCUCAAUUCAAUUCGGCGAGUAGUGAGGAGUUUUCCGUUCUGAUUGAUGUUUCAUUCAAUUUUCAAAGCACCGAAAUACACACAGACAAACGUACACAAGUACAUUUUUGCCGAUCACAAUUUGCACACCCGAUCACAACGCCAUUUCAAUCACCCCAUUCAUCUUCUGAGCCCUUUCGAGAAGAGGAUGCACUAGAGCGCAUAUGACAAGGAGUGUUCAGUGGUGGUUCACAAUCUUACAAAAAUUACACCCUUGUCCUUGCAAUUGCCUUCGAGUAUUCAAUCCAGAAAACAACAGCAAUAGGAUGGAACGUAAUAUUAAUAAAUAGAAAAGUAGAAUUUAAGCGUCAGCAAGCAAAUUAAAAAAAAACUAUUAAGAAGAUCGCUGGCAACAUGAUGAUCUUCCCAUUGAUAACCAGCUGAUCACGUGGUGUAGUAAUUGGUACGGGCGGAGCUGAUAAGAAAAGAUAACAUAAAAGACAGUUUUGCGCAAUAUGCAAAACUAUUAUCAGCAUGUUUUAAACUAACAACAAAAUGUACGCAUAAAUCCGCUAAAGCAUCUGCGACUUUGUAUGAAAAAAAGUGCAUAAAGGGGUUAAGAAUGGCUGUCGAGUGGCUCGGUGACUGGUAACUUUAAAUUUUAUUUUGUGGAAUGUCGUGGGAUUUUUUUUAGUAAUUUGUGUUCAAAGAACAGCGAAAGGAAGAUUGUUAUUUUUAAUUUUAAACUUGUUGCUACCCUUCCGGUCGACAUUUCCUUUCAAGUAUGAUGAGUAUGAAAGUAGCACAACUAGAAACUGGAAUGAUCGCAUUAAACCCAAAACCAUAAUUUGGACACAUACUUACUGAAAGCCGCAAGUGCUUUCUAAUUAAUGAACAAAUAAACCUUGUUGCGAUACGUGGUCGCGAUUGUU